AUGGGUAGUACAGAUGCCCAUAUGCAACCACACACUAGCCCUAAUGUGCCUCAAGUUCUUGUGAAACCAGAUCUGUCAACUGAUAAUAAGAGCAAUCCUUCAAAAGCGCACAAGAACGUCCCAGAAGCAGAUGCAGUAGAACCCUCUUCACGUCUUGGCGCAUUUUUUGACAGCUGGCCUACACUUAGUCGUGUUAUCUCACAAUCGAACCCACACUCACACUCGCCCACACCAUCACCACCACCGUCUCCUAUUCGCACUCCGGUCAAUGAAGAAUAUAGAAACUUAGAAAGCGAUCCAAUCUCACUUUCUGGAAAACAGCUCGACUCUAACGGCAAUAAACUGAACAGCAUUGGUGUGGGUAGAAAAGUCAAUAAUUUACUCGAGCAUGACGAUGUUAAAGAAGCCGUAGCCACUCUCAACAAUGCAGUGGCUUACAUGAGUAUGUCCGACACAGUGUCCAACGAAAACCCCGAACAAGUGGCCAAGAUUUAUUCAGAAAUGCUUCACACACUAUGUGAGCCAAAGAUUUUGAAUAUUGUCAACGAAAUCUCUGGGGUCGAUCUUAAGAAAUUCCCACAAGAUAUUACAAGAUGCAUUAUGUGGAGGCUGUUUAUUAAAGUAGUUCAGGCAGGAUAUACUCUUGAGAAAGCAUCUUAUCUUGAAGUAAUCUACCAAAUUAUGCAUUAUGGCCUUUACAAACUUGCCAUAAAAGCUCUGUAUUCUAUGCCACGCAGACUUUGGGACACUGAUACCUACAAAUUGGCGAUCACACUCCAUUUGAUGCAAACCCCUCGCCAGAUUGAACAAGCCGAGUGGCUAUUGACAGAUUACGGAAAGGCUUAUCUAGAUCUGGCCGAUCCAAAAUCUCCAGCAUCAGACUCGCCGCUUAUUCGAAUUGACACACCUUUGAUGAAAAAGGUGACGGAUCAAGAUAAGUUUAAUAUGUGGAUCUUUUAUCAGGCUAGAUUAGGAGAGUCUGACUGGAUCAAAGAACGAUCUGUCUGGCAGUCCAGCCGGGAAAACAUGGUACCUCGACCUAAAAGUCUUGCCGAGUGGGUGACCAAACGUCUCGAGAGUGACACCUCCAAAAGAACAAAAGAAGAAUGCGAAAAUAUCGACGAAAACAAUACAGCCAUCUUCGUGUCCAUGGGAAACCAGCAAUACGAGUAUGGAUGGCAAAUCUAUCAAUCCAUGGGAGAACUUUUGAAUAAAUUCACCCCAAGGGUAAUUAUGCAUCUCUGCUGGCGGGCGCACAAAGAUACUCCACUAUCCAAAAAGGCAAGAAGAUCUGCAUGGGAAACGCGUGCAUGGGAAUUAUACUCUCGUUUCAUGUGCUCGGUCUACUUGACUGCACACCAGCCUGAGAUGCCUGGUUUCCUUGGAGAUCUUCUCAGUAUAUCAGCCACCAGUCCAGAGAGAGAAGAAGAUUCGCGGUUUGCUAAGACUAUGCAGGUUUAUUACCUCCUCGAACACAAUAACCUUAAACACCUUCUCUGCAACGAGCAGGUACUGACCCCUAUUCUCUGUACAAUUCUGCAUGAAUGUCAUGGUCCACCUUCUACAAUUAUGAAGAUGUGUCGCAAGGCGUUCAAUAUCUGGUACACCAAGCAGAAACUCGAUACUCAAAAUCACAUUGAGGUACCCGAGAGCUUCUCAAUCGACUGGGCACUCCUUGUUCUAUGUCUAAAAUCAGGAGAUAUCCAUGACUUCUUGGAUGUUCUGGAACAUAUUUGUCGCGUUCAUCGGACCUUACCAUCCUCACUUUUGGCACCUAUUCAGCGUUUUCAUGAUAUGUAUCUUAAUUGUGAUGCACAGCCAGGAGAGCAGCCAAUUAUCUGCUGCUAUUUUGAUCAUUAUCUGUUUCGAAAAAUACAGUACACAGACGAUCCAACUCAAACAAUAUCAAUGGAUGAACUAGGCUUUAUUGAAGAAAAUGAUAGCGGAGAUAAUUCACGUGACACAGACACAUCGGAGGGUACAGAACCAAUGGCCUAUCUCUAUCAUGCACUUCACCGACGUACGAACAUUAAAGAUUUUCAGGCAGCAAGUCUAGCGAUGGCAGUAUCUAUGGGAAUUGCCCAAGACGAAAUACUAACAAAAAAGAAAAUGUAUUGCUCAGCUAAAAAGGUGUAUGCUCUUAUCCAGCAUUGUCUUAAAGUGUCCCGAGCUAGAUUGAGAAACAAAACAGAAUGCUAA
Messenger RNA from Phycomyces blakesleeanus NRRL 1555(-), 2199 nucleotides. RefSeq lists its product as hypothetical. The transcript is spliced from 3 exons. Bases 1 to 2199 code for a protein of 732 amino acids. The record is from RefSeq and is a predicted model, not a curated record. NCBI's taxonomy places the organism in Eukaryota, Fungi, Mucoromycota, Mucoromycetes, Mucorales, Phycomycetaceae.